AGGUGAGUUUAGACUCACGAGUGCGAGAGGUGAUCAACAUCAAGAUGCGCUCGCCCAACUCGCGUACCUUCGACGAGGCCCAGAUGCAGAUCUACACGCUAAUGCACAGAGACUCGUACCCACGCUUCGUAAACUCGUCCGUGUACAAGAAGCUCGCACAACUGAACAAUAACAGCCGGAAAGAGAGCGUGGCAUGACUACAGCGCGCCACAGCCGUCGCGGCAGCGUCGCAGUUGCCUCCCACCGACUCAUGUAGGGUUUGCGAGUGACCUUCGUACGCUCAAAGAUAUUAUUCAGUGCGAAUAUGCGAGUUGGUGCGCUGCCACUGUCCUCGUGGCGGGAUGGUGCCGUGUGUGCCGUGUGCCGGGCGGGCCCCAGACCGCGCUGAGGCCGACCGCAGUCGGGUGUGAAACCGCGCGUACAAUUUGCCUUUCAUGCGGGACUUUGAGGUAGAGCUAUCAUUUCCUUCCUCGCCUUUCUCACGGGGAGCGUUCAGUUGACCAGCAGACGGGUGCACGGGCGGAGAGAUCAGCUGGCGCUAUCGUCGUCGAUCUCAGUAUUUCGCCGCACCCCCUCGAUGGCUUUAAUCCACGCUUAGCCGGGCUCCCGCUGGGGCCUGGGACCACCGCUGCAUUGUGACCAGCCGCGCCGCCGCCGCUCUGUUUGGAACUGGUUGCCAGUCAGCCUCUGGUAUUGCGAGUUCGCUGCUGAGGCGACAGCCAGCUAUUGACGGCGCGAUGCGUGCUGCGGACUCCUCGUUCUGCGCAGAGCUCAUCCGAUACUGAUCUAUCGGGAAUCCAAUCAUUUCGCUGGUCUUGAGGUUGCGAACCAUUUUUUUUUUUUAGCAUGCCUGAUAUAUUUUUAUCCGACUGAGAAGAUAGCUUAUGAUGCAAUCAUGCGUUGAAAAGUUGUUAGGAGUUUGCCCUGACCUAGACAAACUUACGAAAAUGCUUGAAAGAGGUGCAGCAAGGCUUGCUUGCAUCAAAGGUCAUCUAUUGCGUGGAAUUUAACACACACAGAGCUUAUCAUUGUAUAUAGCACCUCACCAAAGCGCUGGGAUACCUUCCUCCAGCGAUAGGGAACCCUGGCCAACAUUUGACAGCAAGCAGUAAAGCUCAAGGCACAAAGCUUUCCCAGUGUAAAUCCUUCCAACUAAAACAGGCAAGCAAAAUGAUUUCGUACAAAUCUGAAUUAGUUAGUCGGUGGCUUCGCUCCUAUGCGGGACGUGUAACUCAGUGCACUAUCGGCGCCUUUACCUUGCAAGACAAUUUCGAUACGCUUUUCGCGCUGCCCUCUGUAGACAUGGGUGCCCGCCAUCUGUCCGUAGGAGUGGACUGAGACGGACCGGUGUCCAGUCUCGUGACUGGGCCGGAGGGUCCACAGCCCGCCUGGCUGGUGCGUCUCUCUGCUGUCGUCUCAGGUAGCGCCCCUGCAGACGUGCGCGGCCGCCGCUCCCGGUCGUCGGUGGUGCUAGCCGGACGGCGCUCGGCGCCCGGCGACCGAGCGCCGAUCGAUACCGGCCAGACUCCCGCCGAAAACGCCGCCCAUGGCGGCCGGUGGGUGCGCCGAAAACACCGCCCGUGGCGGCCGGUGGGCGCGCCGAAAACACCGCCCGUGGCAGCCGGUGGGCACUCCGUAGACACCACCCAUGGCAGCCGGUGGGCGCGCCGAAAACACCGCCCAUGGCGGCUGGUGGCGCGUCGGCCACGCCCGGGCGCCUCUGGCUCCGCCGGAGGGACGAGACCCUUGACCGCGUC
Molecule: messenger RNA, 1757 nt
Organism: Pollicipes pollicipes
Lineage: Eukaryota; Metazoa; Arthropoda; Thecostraca; Pollicipedomorpha; Pollicipedidae
Product: regulator of G-protein signaling 20
Source: RefSeq, a predicted model, not a curated record